UGACAGGUUAGGUUAAGUUUGAGUUUAUCGUUUGGUGUAGCGUUUUGUUUGAAUACUUUUAAAUAAACUCGAUUAUGCUUUGAUCGAAGCUUAUAAUCAAUGUAAACAAAGUAUAAAGGAUUUAUUGUAACGUUUAAGGAUCCUUUUAAGUUAUGGAAUAACAGUUUUUAAUGGAUGAUGCCGAACAGACAGAUGAGACAGAAGAAAGAAUUGAUGAUGUUCCAAAUAAUGAAAUCAAAUUAACAUAAUAUGCCAAAAUAUUGAACCACGUUAAAUAUACCAUAUGAAAACAACUGAAAAUUUAGAAAAACAUUCCAUUUUAACAAAUACUCCUUUUUUUUGAUAUUUUAUUUAAAUGUUUGCUCAAAUUACUACUGAUUUAGCAGAAGAUUUGCUUCUACAGAAUGAGAUUUUUCUGUAUUUUUAAAAUGAACUAUGAUUGGACUCUGCGUAGAAGACACAAACUUUCAUUCAUCUUGAAAAGUUUUUAUGAUGAAGUCUUGCUUUACAAAACAUUAUUAAUGUGUUCAUUAUAUGAUUUUUUAUGUUUUGUUAGUAAAAUUGUGAUGUUGUGUUUUAGGUUUUUUAUACAUAUUGUAGAAUUCUGUCCAUUAUUUUAUGUGCAGCUAAUUUUGAUUUUAAGUUCAUUGUUGAUUCAAGCAGAACAACAAUCUGCUCCUCAUUUUGUAGUGCAGCCAUCAUUUACUGGAGGAAUUGUGACAGAAAAUCAGUCAAAAAUACUGCAGUGCCAAGCUAUAGGUUUUCCUCCGCCUGAAUAUAAAUGGUUAAAAAAUGGUCAAUCAUUAGGAAAUUUUUCACAUGAUCCUUUACUUCGAAUAUCAAAAAUUACAAAAACUGAUGAAGGAAUAUAUCAGUGUAUUGCUCAUAACAAUGUUGGUGCUAUCUUCAGUGAAAAAACUGCCUUAACUGUUGCUUAUAUUAAUGAUCCUAAAAAUGUAGAAAAUAAAACUAUUACUAUUGAGCAAGGCCAUGCUGCUUUGUUAAUUCCUCCAGAAGUAGAAAGUAUACCUCCUCCAACUGUGACUUGGCAGCGUAUAGGUAAAGGCAGACUACAUGGAAGUAAAUAUGUUAUUACAGGAGAAAAUCAUUUGGUUAUACUAUCUGUUGAACCGGAAGAUUCUGGACAAUAUCAAGCAUUGCUAACCAAUACUCAAAUUGGUCAGGAAAAAUCAGGACCUAUUAUUACACUCAUAAUAAUAGCAAAUGAAACUAAUAAUCCUAUUGCUCCAAAAAUUAUUAUUUCGCCAAAAGAUUCCAUUUUUACUCAAGGAACAUAUCCAGCUUCUUUAGAAUGUAUUGCAAAUGCCAGACCACUUGAAGAAAUAAACACAAUCUGGAAAAAAGAUGGACGCGACAUUCAUUUAACAGGAUUAUCUUAUAUUCUUUCCCCUUGGAAUAGAUCUCUCACACUUACCAAUAUAGGAACUCCUCAUGAGGGAAUAUAUGAAUGUCAGAUUUAUCAUAGAUUAAUUGAAGAACCACUUAGAAGUUCUGCCAAAGUAUCAGUGUAUAUACCUCCUACAAUAACUCUACCACCACAAGGAGAAACAGUUUCUGAAAUAACACAGAGAGUCUCCUUGCCUUGUGAAUCACAAGGUAAUCCAUCACCACAGAUAUCCUGGUAUAGAAAUGCUGCAUUAAUUAAAUCCUUGCCUGAAAAUAGAUAUCAUAUUUCUGAGAAUGGUUAUUUGGAAAUUGAUAAUUUGGUCACAGAAGAUUCUGGAAUAUUUCAGUGUGUGGCAAAAAAUGAAGCUGGUGAUGUUUCUGCUAGUACUUGGUUACAUGUUAAAACAUCACCUCCAGUUUUUACUCGUUCACCUGAAAAUGUAACAAUUUUAGAUGGUAAAGAUGCUGAAAUAAAGUGUGAAGUCAUUGGUGCUCCCCUUCCUAACACCACAUGGAUAUUUAAUGAUACUACUAUAAUGCAUAGUUCAGGAAGAAUACAAAUUUUGGAAAAUGGAAAUUUAUUAAUAGCAUCUAUAGAAUCAAAAGAUGUUGGAAAGUAUACCUGUAUUCGAAUUAAUAGUGGUGGUUCAAUUUCUGGUCAUGCAUAUCUCAAUGUUUUAGAACUUCCUCAUCCUCCAGCAAAUGUAAAAGUUGAUUUAUUAAAUACCCUUCCAAAAACUGUUAAUAUUAGUUGGUCAAAUGGUUUUGAUGGGAAUAGUCCAAUUACAAAUUACAUUGUACAGAAGCGUACAGUUCCUUCUUCAGAUGGUUAUGUAGAAUCAUUAAUUCCAUGGGUAACUGCUAAAACAAAUAUUUCUGGUACUCAGAGAUAUGCUAUUUUAAGCAAUUUGAAACCUGCAUCUAGUUACCAGUUUCGUAUGAGUGCUGUCAAUGGAGUAGGAGAGGGUAAUCCUAGCAAAGAAACAGAAGUGAUAACAUUGCCUCCUGAACCACCCAGCGGACCACCACAAGGUGUUGUUGGAGGAGCAAGAUCAUCAACAUCUGUAAUGUUGCAGUGGCAGCCUCCUUCAGAAGAAGAUCGAAAUGGAGAUCUUAAAGGAUAUACAAUCAGAUAUAAAUUAGCUGGUUAUAGUGCAAGUCCCUGGGUUUAUAAUAAUGUCAGCAAUGAAGCACAACACAGUCUUUUGCUUCAAGAUCUUAUUGUUUGGCAAAAUUAUGAGAUUCAAGUUGCAGCAUAUAAUGAAAAAGGAAUUGGCGUUUUUAGUGAUAGCAUAUAUAUAAGGACUCGGCAAGGGAUUCCACAAGCUGCUCCAACUGAAGUAAGAGCAGAUGCAUUGAAUUCUACAGCAGUUAAAGUAAGAUGGAAACCGCCUGAUCCUCAAUUAGUUAACGGCAUUAAUCUAGGUUAUAAAGUUCAAUGUUGGUUUAAUGAUCUUCAUAACAAUAGUCAUCCAUCAAGAACAGAAUUAGUUGCACCCAGUCCAACUGAUCCUUGGGCCGAACAACAAAUUAUUCUUUCAAAUUUAGAAAAGUUUACAACAUAUAGCAUUACUGUUUUAUGUUUUACAAGUCCAGGAGAUGGUCCACGUAGUGAUCCUGUUAGUGUUACAACAGCUCAAGAUGUACCUGAUGUUGUAUCAAAUAUUAAAUUUGAAAAUAUAUUAGAUACAUCUGCCAAAGUAUUAUGGAGUCCACCUGUAAAUAUUAAUGGAAUUUUGAAAGGCUAUACUUUAAAAUAUCAUGUAAAAGAUAUGCCUGAAACUACUGUCGUGAAAAAUUUAACAGCUGACAUUACUUCUGUUGUAGUUGAUAAUCUAAGACCAGUUACUGCCUAUACAUUUAUAAUAUUUGCUUGGACUAUUAUAGGACCAGGUCCUUCUCGUACUGCUGUAAUUCAAUCUGGAAUUCCUCCAGUUCUUCCAUCUCCUCCUAGUAAACUUGCAGUAUCAAAUAUUGGAGCAUUUUCUGUUGUUUUACAAUUUACACCUGGAUUUGAUGGCAAUUCUUCAAUUAUUAAAUGGAAUGUAGAAGCACAGUUGAGACGAAAUGAAACUUGGUUUAAAAUUUAUGAAGUUUCAGAUCCUGAUGCUACAACCCUUACUGUAUAUAAUUUAAUUCCAUUUACUGAAUAUUGUCUUCGCCUUUAUGCUACUAAUGUUGUUGGAAACAGUGAACCAAGUGAACCCUCAAAAUUUUUCCAAACUAUUCAAGCACCACCCUCUCAUCCUCCAUAUAAUGUUACUCUUCGAGCUGUAAAUGCUAAUGCUAUUCGUGUAAGAUGGACUCCUUUACAACAAGUUGAAUGGUAUGGAAUACCUAGAGGAUACAAUAUUUCCUAUCGUAUAUAUCCUGAUACAUCUGAAAACUAUGAAUCAAUUAUUUUAGAAGAUCAUAAUGCAAAUAGUUAUGUAUUAAAGAAUUUAGAAGAAUUCACAACAUAUGAAGUAUUUGUUCAAGCUUAUAAUGAUGUGGGAUAUAGCAUGCCAAGUCCAAAAGCUUUAGAAAGUACAAGAGAAUCAGUGCCAUCAAUGGGUCCAUUAAAUGUGACUGCUAAUGCUACUUCCUCUACAACAAUUGUAGUUAAAUGGAAUGAAGUGCCAAAAAUUGAUCAGAAUGGAAUAAUUGAAGGAUAUAAGGUUUAUUUUGGAGCAAAAAUGGUUCCAUUUAAAUAUAAAGUAAUAGAAAAUAAUAUUACAUACACUACUACAUUGACAGAACUCAGGAAAUAUACUCUUUACAGUAUACAAGUAUUAGCUUUUACACGCAUCGGAGAUGGUGCUUUAAGUUUACCACCAGUUCAUGUUCAGACACUUGAAGAUGUUCCUGGAAUUCCGUCCAACAUAUCUUUUCCUGAUGUAUCUACAACAACUGCUCGUAUAUUAUGGGAUGUUCCUGAGGAACCAAAUGGUAUAAUUACAGCAUAUAGAGUUUCUUAUCAUAUAAACAGCACUCUUGAAGGCUCCAUUACUAAAGAAUUGCCAUCAACUGAUCGCACUUUAAAAGUCUUUAAUCUCAAUCCAGAAACUUAUUAUUUAUUUACUGUCACUGCGAAAACUAGUGAAGGUUGGGGUAAAACUGCUCAAGCAAUUGUAUUCACUACUAAUAACAGAGAAGCUCCACAACCACCUUCAGCACUUUACAUUCGAAAAUCUCAAAUUCAAGCAAGACAAAUUGCUUUCAGCUGGACACCGGGAAGAGAUGGAUUUGCUCCAUUACGUUAUUACAUCAUUGAAAUAUCAGAAGAUAAUGGCAUUUGGAAAACAUUACCAAUUAAAGUUGAUCCAUCAGUUACUACCUAUACUGUCACAGGUUUAAAGCCAUUUACACUUUAUAAAUUUCGACUACAAGCAAUAAAUGAUAUUGGUGCAAGUGGAUGGAGCCCUGAAUCAGAAGUAACUCAAACUUUACCUGCAGCUCCAGAUGAUCCACCUUCACAUGUUCUAGUGUCACCAUAUACAACAACUUCGGUUCGUGUUAAUUGGGAACCGCUUCCUGAGUUUAAAUGGUAUGGUGAUACUCAAACUGCAGGGUACAGGAUUGAAUAUUGCCAACUUUUAACUUACACUGUUUCUCGGAGUUCUGAUUGUCCUAGUAAUCGUGUUUAUGGGGUUAACAUCUCUACUGUUUUAUUGCCAAAUCUUGAACAAGAUAAUAUUUAUGAGAUAAGAGUAUAUGCAUUUAAUAACCAAGGUGACAGCAUUCCAAGCCUCCCUGUUUCAGUUUUUGUUGGAGAAGCAGUUCCUACUGGUGAACCACAAGAUAUUUCAAUGGAAGCACUUAGUUCAACAGAAAUAAAAGUAUCAUGGAAACCACCUUUAGAAACAAAACAAAAUGGUGAUCUUUUAGGAUAUAAGAUAUUUUAUAAACCACUUAAUGAAGAAGGUUCAGAAGAAAUGGAAGCUGUUCCAGCAACUACAAAGUCUUUUGUAUUGAUGGAUUUGAAAAAGUAUUGUGUAUAUAAUAUUCAAAUUCUUGGUUUUAAUCCAGCUGGAGAUGGACCUCGUUCAAUGCCACAAAAAGUUAGAACAAAAGAAGAUGUACCAGGACCUCCAGGAAAGCUUGUAUUUUCUAACAUUACAAUGACUUCACUUAAUGUUAGCUGGAAUGAGCCUGUAGAAGCAAAUGGCAAAAUAAAAGGAUAUCUUCUUGUUUACGAGACAGCUGUAGAAGAUAGUGAUUAUAGCAGACAGGUGCGUCAGAGAGUGACAGUUAAUCAUUUGGCUGUAUAUGGUUUGGGUGAAAAAAUAACCUAUACCUUCAGAGUUAGAGCUGAAACUUUUGACUAUGGACCAGAAUCUAUUAGUAAUGUUACUACUGGUCCACAGAAAGGUUCACCUGAAAGUCCUCAAGAUCUUAUAUUGUUACAUACUCCAACUUCUUUUACAUUAAAAUGGAAAAAUGGUGCAUCUGAAUCUGGUCCUAUAUUAGGAUAUAUUAUAGAAAUUCGUCCACUUGAUGAACUUGAAUGGAACACAUUGACUCACUUAAAUAAUGGACCACAGAUAUCCUAUACAGUGAGCUUCCAAAAUUUGUUACCAUCCACAAACUAUCAUCUAAGAUUGUUUGCAAGAAAUGAGUAUGGUGUAAGCAUGCCAGUUGUUGCUACUCAACCUGUUGCUACUCCAAGUAAAUUUUAUUUAGAAUAUCGUCAGAAGUUGCCAUUUUAUAGGGAAGUCUGGUUUAUGGUAAUGUUAGCAGCUACUAGUGUUGUUAUCAUUAUUAUUGUUAUAGCAGUUUUGUGUGUUAAAAGCAAGGCAUAUAAAUAUCGAAAGGAUAUACAUAAAUCUUUGCAAGAUGACCAUCUUAGCAUGGAUGAUGGUGGAUUUGCUACAUUUGAAUUGCGUCAAUCCAAGCGAGGAACUCUGUGUAAAAAUUCACUGUCUAGAAAGAGCACAAGUACUGUUAUAACUAAAUCUCCUCCUCGCCCAAGUCCUGCUAGCAUUACAUAUUCCGACGAUGAAGAUGUCAAAGGUUAUGAUGAAAACUGUGACAGUAGCAGCCUAACAGAAAAACCAUCAGAAAUUAGUUCAACAGAUUCACAGGUAAGUUCACCUGAAAGUCCUCAAGAUCUUAUAUUGUUACAUACUCCAACUUCUUUUACAUUAAAAUGGAAAAAUGGUGCAUCUGAAUCUGGUCCUAUAUUAGGAUAUAUUAUAGAAAUUCGUCCACUUGUAACAUCCAAACCGCCAAGUUACACAGAUAGUGAACCCGAAGGGAGCAUUGCUGUCAGCCUGAAUGGAGGACACAUAAUCAUGAACAACAUGGCUGGUUCAAGAGCUCCUCUUCCUGGAUUUUCUUCGUUUAUUGAAUAUACACAGCAGUGUAGGAGAAUGGUGCAGAGACACCAUUUGGAUGAUUUUAUGCAUGGACGAAUCGUCAGACAACUAGAGAGCAAUCAGACUCAAAUGGAAGUGUCGCAUGCAUUGAGUGUCCCCCAAAGUGUCAUCUCAAGAGUCUGGCAACGAUUCCAGCAGGAUGAAAAUGUCACUCAGAGGUAUGGCAGAGGCCGUCCAAGGUGUACCAUUGGCCAAGAGGACUAUUACUUAUGCCUAAUAGCCAAACGCAAUAGACACAGCACUGCCUCGGAUCUCGCUACAGAUCUUGCAGCUACUACAGGGACCAACAUUUCAAGGUUUACAGUGUAUGGACAGUUAGCUGAGGAACACUUGUAUGCCAGAAGACUGGAAAGAUGUGUUCCAUUAAACCAAGUGCAAAGAAGAGCUCGUUUAAAUUGGUCCAGGGAACAUCAGACAUGGAUCCAGGAGAAAUGGAGUCAUGUCUUGUUUACAGAUGAAUCCAGGUUUAGUCUCAGCAGUGAUUCACAAUGUGUCUUCAUCUGGAGAGAACCUGGGACACAGUUCCGUCCAGAGAACAUUACUGAACUGGACCAGAAGCGUAAACAUGACGACGAAGUAAUUGCUGGAAUGGCAAGUUCUGUUGUGGUGCAACCGCGGAAAAAAGCCAGGAUACAAAACUAUUAUGAGGAAAUUAUUCCUCGAUACAGUGAUCUGGAUUUUAAAGGCCACUUCAGACUUCAGCGUGAAAGCGUUGAAUANUUAGUUUCAAAUACAUUAUAUCAUUACAUUAUAUAUAUUAACAAGUAUAUAUUUAUUACAGAGGAUAUACAUAAAUCUUUGCAAGAUGACCAUCUUAGCAUGGAUGAUGGUGGAUUUGCUACAUUUGAAUUGCGUCAAUCCAAGCGAGGAACUCUGUGUAAAAAUUCACUGUCUAGAAAGAGCACAAGUACUGUUAUAACUAAAUCUCCUCCUCGCCCAAGUCCUGCUAGCAUUACAUAUUCCGACGAUGAAGAUGUCAAAGGUUAUGAUGAAAACUGUGACAGUAGCAGCCUAACAGAAAAACCAUCAGAAAUUAGUUCAACAGAUUCACAGGGAACAGAUAGUGAAGGAGAAAGCGACACCAAGUCGGAACCUCAUUCAUUUGUAAAUCAUUAUGCCAAUGUAAAUGACACUUUACGCCAAUCUUGGAAGAGACAGAAACCAGUCAAACCGCCAAGUUACACAGAUAGUGAACCCGAAGGGAGCAUUGCUGUCAGCCUGAAUGGAGGACACAUAAUCAUGAACAACAUGGCUGGUUCAAGAGCUCCUCUUCCUGGAUUUUCUUCGUUUGUAUGAUAUUGUACUGCCAUUUGAGAUGAAAUCACAACCUGGACUUGGAAAAAGAACUUAUUUUUUACAUCGUCGAGUAUUUAAGUUAAAAUUUUUAAAUGUAUCUUUUGUCUAAAUGUUUGUGGAAAUUUUAUAUGUAGUAGAUUAGUGAUCGGUUAAGCUGAAAAUUAUUUGGGAUUGUGGUAUCAAGAUCAUAGAUCAGAAAUAAGAAGACAGUAUUUAACAUGCCAAUGCAAUUACCAAAGAUAUCAAAAAAAAAUAUAUGAUGCAAAUUAUAUUUAUAGAGAUAUACUGUUUAUUAUGCUAAAAUAUUUGAAAGCUUUUCUUACUUUCAUUUACUGCUGGAAAGGUUUAGUAUAACUGCUUCCGGCUGAAGUAUAGCAAAUUAAUCUUUUUCAAAGGCUAAAAUGGAAUUAUUCCACCAUUUAUUAUUUAUUCUUAACUGAGAGAGAUUUCAAGUGACCAUCUCCAUUCUCUGGCAAGGUUUGAUUGUUACUUAAAUAGAUCAGUCCAUUAGAAUAGAAAAUAUUGCCUUUUUAUUAAAGUGCCUUUUUGUUAAAUUUCAUAUUAUUUAAACAAAAUAUUGGUAUUUUGGAUAACUGAAGAUGAUCUAAAUUCAUCUUUGCCUUAGAGUUGCAAUGUUUUUGUUAUGAAUUUCACAUAUCUUUAUAUGCAAUUAUUAAAUAUUCCAAUGAAAUAUUACUUAAUACCAAAAAUAUUUGUUAAGGACAACUUAUCUGUCAAGAAUUACCAGUUUGAGUCUUGACAUUCAAAUUGUCAUAUUUUUAUAAGCAUUUUAUCUACACACAAAAGUCAUAUUUUGAAUUUCAAAGGGAAUAUUUCUGUUUCUUUUAUAACAAAUUUAUAUUUUUACAGAAUGAUUUAGUUACAGAAAAGAAAUUUAUUUUAUACAUAGUCUACAUAAUUCUAUAAUUCUUUUCCAUCUGUCUUUAGUGUGAUUUAGAUUAGAAAUUGAUACUAGGAAGAUGUAUGCUAAUUAUAUAUAUAUAUAUUACAUUUUGGUAUCUAAAAUUAAAAGUUUCUUGAAUAAUCUCAAUUAUUUUUAGAUUUAGUUAAUAUUAGAUAUAAUUUUUAUUACAAUCAAAAAAUUAAAUGGCCAGAAUAUAUUUACUAUAUUUUUUAAACUUGGAACUUAAUCAAUCAAAGAAACUAAGGCCAAUUAUAUUAUUUUAAAUAUAUUUAAAAUUAAUUUAUUUCACAUGUUCUUUGAAUGGCAAAAUCUAUCUACUUCAAAAGACAUAUUAUUUUUUUAAUGACUAAUUUUCACUAUACACAUUGCUAUUAGAUAUUAGAUGGUGGACUACCUCCUGCUAAAUUGCUUAGUAAUUAUUUAGACUUACAGCCCAAUAGAGAAUUCAAAAUUUUAAUGUUCGUUUGGUGUUAACAGCAUUGUUAAAAGAUUUGUUUUCUUAUUGCUUUAUUUAAUAACAUUUAUGAACUUUUAUAAAAAGGUAAGAAGGCAAAAUGUUCGUUGCAGUCCAACUAAAUUUCAUAAUUUUUUCAAACAAGUUUUUUGCAUACGUGCAAAUUUUUCAUCCAAGUAAAAUGAUUCUGUUUGAAAGUCAUUUGCACAGUAGUAAAUAGAUUAAAUUUAUUGUUCACCAAAACUUCAAUUUUUCAUAAUAGCCACGUGUUUAUAUCAAUUAUUUGAACAAUGAUAAAUCUUAUUAAUGAAAACAUCCAAAUGCAGUAUUUCAUUAAUAAACUGAAAUAUUUGCAUCAUACAGUGGGAAAGUUCAAAUUGUCAAUCUGUUUGGCAUUCAAAUAUAAACAAUGUAUUUUUCUAUAUUUAUACUUUUAACAAAAAAAUAUUUUAAAAUUACUUAAUAAAAAUUCCAUAAAAAGCAUUUAACACAAACAUUCCAUGUUUUUUUUAAUUUUGGCAUUUUUCUUUUGUGAUGUUUUUCAGUACUUAAAGAAUUUUGUGAUCUAUUUUUAGAAAUGUUCUUUACCAAACUUUUUAAUAUAGAGUGCGAGUAUUUUGCCGUCCAGAAGUAUUUCCAAUAAAAGCAAAUACAUUUUAUUGGUAAGCACUAUUUUUAUUUUUUCCUCUCUGUUCAUUGUGGUAUUGAGUAAUAUUUAAAUAUUGGAUCCAAACUUAAUCCUACAUUAGAAGGAAUUUUUCAUUUAGUGCUUUCAAAAUUAUAUAUCUGAUGUUGCAAGGAAAUGAAAAUGUUAACACACACACACUCAUCUGUAAAAAAUGAUGUAAAAAUGUUCUGUAUAUCUCAUUAAUUUGAAAACUAAAGAUUUGUUGAUUAACGACUCUACGCUUAAUGAAUCUCUGAAGUCUUCCUUUGAUUUUUACGUAAUUUAUUUUUUUAUUAAACUUUCAGAAGGAAAUAUUCGAAUAAAUUGCUCCUUUGCCUCUGCUGUUUGUUCCGAACUU
Centruroides sculpturatus (bark scorpion) is the source of this 10464-nucleotide messenger RNA. It is a transcript of the gene sdk, whose product is annotated as protein sidekick-like. Gene Ontology annotation, biological process: DNA integration; DNA transposition. NCBI's taxonomy places the organism in Eukaryota, Metazoa, Arthropoda, Arachnida, Scorpiones, Buthidae. The record is from RefSeq and is a predicted model, not a curated record. Bases 405 to 8060 code for a protein of 2551 amino acids. The transcript is spliced from 38 exons. Gene Ontology annotation, molecular function: protein binding; DNA binding.